Molecule: messenger RNA, 303 nt
Organism: Centrocercus urophasianus (Greater sage-grouse)
Lineage: Eukaryota; Metazoa; Chordata; Aves; Galliformes; Phasianidae
Product: cytochrome c oxidase assembly protein COX14
Exons: 2
Coding region: 63-221 (52 amino acids)
Biological process (GO): mitochondrial respiratory chain complex IV assembly
Cellular component (GO): mitochondrion
Source: RefSeq, a predicted model, not a curated record
GGAAGCGCGGCCCUGAGGCAGGCGCGGCGGCGGAAGUGGAGCCGACGGGCGGCGGAGCGGCCAUGGUGUCCGGCAAGCAGCUGGCUGAUUUCGGCUACAAGGCCUUCUCCGGUUCCAUGAUGCUGCUGACGGUGUACGGCGGGUACCUGUGCGGCGUCCGGGCCUACCGCUUGCUGCAGAACCGCCGCGCCCGGCAGGCCUCGGCCGGCCCCGAGAGCUGAGGGCGGAGCGCUCGGUGCCGCCGCGGUGCCGAGCUGCGCUCUCGGAAGGGCCCGGAGCGCAAUAAAACCACGUGGAAACGCC